Messenger RNA from Cylindrotheca closterium, 2157 nucleotides. The record is from the annotation of a GenBank genome assembly. Lineage: Eukaryota; Bacillariophyta; Bacillariophyceae; Bacillariales; Bacillariaceae.
AUGUCGAAGUUGAUUAGAUCUGAGCGACGAGGAAAUAGGCAAAUGAGACGAAAACAAUUGCUUCAGUAUGCCCUGUUAGGUAUUGUUUUCAUGAUCUCGGCUUUGGUGACAAAUCAGGAUCUUUAUCCUACCAAGCUCAUGAAAGGAACCUCUUCAUAUAAACCCACAACUUUCCUCAAAACAAAGGAACGACAGUCAACGAGUACAAGGGGUAAUGCUCACGCUACAAAGCCAAGCCAAAAUCCUGCUACCGACCCAUCCACGAUUCCAUUCGACGAGGACUACCUCCCUCCAAGGAAGACAAAGGAAAAAUGGAGGAACCGCCGUUCGACAGGUGUCCGAAUGGGAGUUCACAAGUUGAAACAAACUCCCAAAGUCAUUUUUUCAGAGAUUGAGCAAGCUGCUACUGACACUGACGUUGGUAUUUCUCCCAACAAUUCCAUCUCGGAAGUGCCAUCAUUCCUACAUGUGGAACCCAUGGUUCAUUAUCAUGCCAUUGUGGUUCCCUAUCGCAAUCGACAAUAUCACUUGCAAGAAUUUCAGAAACGCCUGUAUCCAUAUAUUGAGAAGCAUUAUCGUCAUCCAGCAAAAGGCCAACAACAACAUGUUUCCGAAUUUUCCUUGUGGAUCAUCGAACAAGACGACGACGAACCCUUCAAUCGAGGUUGGUUGGGCAAUGUGGGCAUUGCCGAGAUUCUACGGCAUUCACCCGAAGUGGAAUGCUUGACUUUUCAUGAUGUAGACUUUGUACCCGAGGACACGGGCGAGAAUGAUGCUGUCAAGGGUCCAGUCUACUAUGAUCGGUGUUCGGUACCGACCCAAACCGGAUCCGAACUCUUUCGCACUGGAUUGAAUUGGACAGUAGGCUAUCAAGAGCAUGCAGGGGGUGUUGUGACACUGCACUUGCAACAUUGGCAAGCCAUAAAUGGAUUUAGCAACGACUAUGUAUCAUGGGGUGGUGAAGAUGACGAUUUGUACCUUCGAUUACGAGACAAGAAACUCCUUUCAGUGAACCGACAACGCAAGUUUCUCAUGCGACGACCUCCACCAGGAUUCGGGCGAUUCCGCACAGUGAGUGACGACAGGGAACAUCACAUCCAGGACACCGAUAAGGGCAAGAAUGCCAACUAUCAAGUUUCCCUUCAGAUCCUGCAACAAGUCCGCGACGGCAUUGCACAAAUCCAGCGAUCAGAUUAUGAUGGUCUAUCCGAUCUCCAAUACAAAGUCAACAGCCACAAGGUCCGUCGCCCCACUUCUUCUCCUUCGUCAGGAUAUGGUUUCCAAAUGGCGCAUCACCUCAAGGUGAAGCAGCAACUAUUGGAAUUGAUUCCGAUUCCUGGAACUGGAGCUGAACAGAUCGAAAAGGCAGCCUCCAGUCUGGGGAUUCCAUGGGGGAGGUGCCACUUUCAACAGGACGAUGAUGAAGAUGAUUUUGAUUUCAGUGGCAAUCACAAUACCCGAGACGACGAAGUAGAAAAAGGACACUGUUCAAAUAUCCCUGACUUUGCAAAUCUAGGCCUCACGACUCAUCAUCGUGGUGGUAGCCAUGAUGGGAACCAACAACUAUGGCAUCUUCCAUCAUACCUUUGGGACAUCAACAUGUUCGAAGGCAAGCAUACAUUCACUAUUGUUCGAAAUCCGUUUGAUUUGGUAAUCAUGAGAUACUUGGAACUGAUUGACCCCCCUCUGAAUGGAAAAGGAGCUGGUAACAUUGAUUCUUCCACAAGUCCGAAUCAUCAUGAGAAAGAGUUGAAUGAAUUUGUCGAGUCCAACCUUUGCAGGGGUAAUGAGCCAUUCUCGACCAAGGCCGAACCAAUGUGGUGGUUUCCUCAGUAUGAUUUUGUGCAUUUCAAUAGAACACAGAGAGUGAAUCAUAUUCUGAAAUACGAGAGCCUAGCGUCCGAGUUUCCUAACCUCAUGACAAAAUAUGACUUGCCACUGGAUUUGCCAAACUUUGAAACACGUGCAGAAGGAGCUGGGCCCCAAGCAUUGUCCUUGCAAAACUUGACGAAUCGCUCGAUUGCACUGAUACAACUUCAUCACGCAAGAGAUUUUCAAGAGUUUGGAUAUCCCAAAGCGUUGAGUGAAACUGACAAGCAUGCUGUCAAGAUGGACGAACAAGGAAGAAGUUACUGUGUUUUUCCCAGCAAAUUAUAG